Ectocarpus siliculosus is the source of this 639-nucleotide messenger RNA. The record is from the annotation of a GenBank genome assembly. Lineage: Eukaryota; Phaeophyceae; Ectocarpales; Ectocarpaceae.
AUGUCCAGAAAGCGCGCCGGGCACACAGAACCGAUGAAAUCGCAUACGAGCGACGACACUAGAACGAUUGGGGAGGCCUGGACACAAGCAACCCGUCUCUCCGCGGGUGGGCUUUUGCACGAGGCCACGCUGGGUUUCCUAAGACUGAGAGUUCUUCUGCAAAACGAGAAGAGCAAGUUACAAAGAUUCGAACCCGGAGGCAAGGGCCAAACACAGCAUGCGACGCAAGGGAUGGAGGAGGCCCAGGCUAUGUCACCGUCGAAUAGAGCAAGCACCAAGGCGACAUGCGUCGUUGAUAAGCUUUUGUCUAAGAAUCCAUCAAGAGUAUUCCUAUCACGGUGGCUCGCCGCGUUUCAGGUGGACCGAGAACUCCGAUCGCACCUGCGUUUCUUGAAGAGCAACCAUUUCGCGGCGUUACAGUUGCCUCUCCCCAGGCGUGCUAGUGCUGACCGUACCAGCCGGAGCGCCAGCAUAUCGGACGCCCUCGUAAAACGCAAAUACCGGCGGCUGGCACUGCGGUUCCAUCCUGGUUGGUGGUGUUUGCGUCUCCUACACUUGCCCCCCGGAUUCAUGACCCUAGCUGUUCACCACGAUAAUGAGCAGGGUGACCUAUACCCUGCGCUACGUAGAGAUUGCUGA